This is a messenger RNA of Diaporthe citri, 1200 nucleotides long. RefSeq lists its product as uncharacterized. The record is from RefSeq and is a predicted model, not a curated record. The transcript is spliced from 2 exons. Gene Ontology annotation, cellular component: mitochondrion; nucleus. The coding region runs from base 1 to 1200 and encodes 399 amino acids. Gene Ontology annotation, molecular function: uracil DNA N-glycosylase activity. Gene Ontology annotation, biological process: base-excision repair; base-excision repair, AP site formation via deaminated base removal. Lineage: Eukaryota; Fungi; Ascomycota; Sordariomycetes; Diaporthales; Diaporthaceae.
AUGUCGUCGGUUAAGCGGAAGGCCGCUGGCCAGGCUGCUGGGUCUGACCCAAAGAAGCCAAGGCAGAAUGCCAGCAUCACCUCCUUCUUUGGAGCUCCCAAGGCUGUGCCCUCUGCUGGCGUCGGUGCCAAGUCAUCGCUCAAUGGUGGCUCUGCUUCAUCUGCUGCUGUAGCACCUGAGCCAGUCGCCAAGUUUGACAAGGCCAAGUGGGUUGCUACCCUGACUGAGGAGCAGAAGCAGCUGCUGCAGCUCGAGAUCGAUACCCUGCACCCUAGCUGGUUGGCCCACUUAAAGGGUGAGAUCGUGACCAAGGAGUUCUUGGAUCUCAAACGAUUCCUUGACAGAGAGGCCGCUGCUGGAAAGAAGAUCUUUCCCCCUCGAGAGGACAUCUACUCCUGGUCGCGCCACACUCCCUUCAACAAUGUUAAGGUCGUGGUCGUCGGCCAAGACCCCUACCACAACGUGGGGCAGGCCCAUGGCCUGGCCUUCUCCGUCAGGGCGCCCACCCCUGCGCCGCCUUCUCUCAAGAACAUGUAUACCUGUCUCAAGAACGACUACCCUUCCUUUGUGCCACCCCCAAACCGUGGUGGUCUCCUUACCACCUGGGCCGACCGUGGCGUUCUACUACUGAACACCUGCCUGACGGUGCGUGCUCACGAGGCCAACAGCCACGCUAACCGUGGCUGGGAGCGCUUCACACAGAAAGUGAUUGAUCUCGUCGCGGGACGGCGGACGACCGGUGUGGUCUUCAUGGCCUGGGGCACUCCAGCUGGCAAGCGUGUGCAAAAGAUCGACAGGAAGCGGCACCUUGUUCUCAACUCGGUGCAUCCGAGCCCGUUGAGUGCAGCGAGGGGUUUCUUCACCUGCGGCCAUUUUAAGAAGGCCAACGAGUGGCUGUUGACGAGAUAUGGAGAAGACGGAGAAAUUGACUGGAGCUUGGGCAAGCAUGACACACCGACCACGACGGCGGGGAUGGCUGCCAAGAGCGCAGGCCUCGAGGACGAUGUGGAUGAGGAUUGGGAGGCCGAGGCUGAAGCAGCCGCCGCCAUUGUCGAUGCCGAAAGCAAGGCCAAUGCAAUGGGCCCACCCCCAACCCCGUCGCCCAGAAAGCAGGGCGAGAUUGGACUUGAGACUCCGGAGGAGACCGAGAAGACGAAGAAGGGCGGACUGGGCAAGGAGAACAUCGACAUUCCGGCCUGA